AUGAGCGGUGGUACAGCUGCUCGGCUUCUUCUCUAUCCCAUCAAGUUCCGUCCGUCAAUUGUAAAACUCUUUGGCACAGGCAAGCCAUGCGACAACGCAAAAACGCAGCAAAUCUUGCCGGCCGUCCUGGACAUCGUUGAUCGAGCUUUGGAGCCAAUUCAGCGUGUUUUUCUUUCCAACCGGAUGGGGACAGGAAAAACCAAGACGUAUCUUGGCGCCAUUCACAUGUACAAUGAGUUUCGAAUGGACUCGUUCCUUGACCCACCUGUCGCGAACAACCAACAUGUCUACCAUACAACUAACGAAGAAGAACAUAGCGCACGGCCAAUCCUUCUUUCAGCUUCAGAACAAAUAGCGGCUGUGGGGAUGCGACAAGCUCUCGAGGACGAGGGUCAGACGGGUGCAUUCAUGGCACACAUGAACUUCUUAUUCCACUCGUGUUAUAAUAACCCUCGCAUGCGCAUCGAUUCAAGGGCAGAUUGA
Ilyonectria robusta is the source of this 483-nucleotide messenger RNA. RefSeq lists its product as uncharacterized. Bases 1 to 483 code for a protein of 160 amino acids. The transcript is spliced from 2 exons. The record is from RefSeq and is a predicted model, not a curated record. Lineage: Eukaryota; Fungi; Ascomycota; Sordariomycetes; Hypocreales; Nectriaceae.